UAAUUAUUGCCAAAUCGCUAUAUUUGGCUGUGUCUUGUAUAUAUAUAUAUGCCCCACGGAAGUGGGAAAUUGAAUUGAAUAGAUUGCUGCUUCAUGUUUGGUUCGCAGUUACAACCUUUCAAAGGAACAUGUUAAUCAGGGGUAGCUGCGGCUAUCCUCCACGCGUUGUUGACAGAGUUUCUACCCUGGCAACCUCUUUCGUUAUUCUCUUCCUUUCACCGGUGGUCAUUUGUCCUGUCACUUUAAACUGUUACGCAUCUAGACUGCUAGAAUAUAUAUUCACUAAGGGGUGAUAGAGAAGACACCUUCUCCCAACAUCAAGACAUCCUGGGUCAAGGGGCUUCCGUUCCUUUUCCUGUUGGGGACUUUCCCACAAGUCAGACCAUAGAUGCUGGAAGAAUAUUUAACGGAAUAUUUUAUUCCACUCGACCUACUCUUUCACUCUGUUAUACCUUUUGGCCUCGAUUCAUGACAGUGUUGCUGUCACUUGGACUCGUCAAUGGAGCGUUUUCUACACUUCGAACAAGAUAAAAUGGCGCAAUACGAACUGCGUGCCGCAAGAGGGAGGUUGAAUCUGGAGGACCAACUGGCAACGCCCCGGUCAACCAACCCUGUGAGACAUCAAAAUAUCGGAACGGCUCCCCAUCAACAAGGAAUACCAAACAACGGACCAUUGAAUCACCGUGGUGAUUCCUCAGCGCCAGGGCAUAGAGGUGCAAGGGGUGGGAUGCAUGGAGGUAGGGGUACUCCUGUCUGGGUUCGAGGCCGCGGCGCCUAUCGUCCAUCUCGAGCCAAUUUUGAUCACGCCAGAGGUUCAAAUCACAGGCAGUACCCAAGCGCUCGGCCGGUUGAUAAUAGCGAUAGCCUCCAACCCAAUGCCAGAAAGAAGGAGGACCAUUUUGCCAAAAUCUCGCGUUACGUCAAAGCUAAGGAGAUACGCAAUGAUAUUAACGAAAAACGCCAGUUGAUGAUUGAACAAUAUAGACAGAAGCCCGAUCCCUCAAUCAAAAUUCCAGAGACGAUGUUAUUCCUUUGGCCAGAUGAUGAGCUUCCACUGGAGAUGGCCCUUGGCAAAGACUUGGAAGCUCUGGAUCCAAUCCGUGCGGAAUUUGGCUAUUAUAUCUAUCUGUAUGAUGAAUCUCCAGACGGCCAGAAAUACAUCCGGGUCGACGGCGGUGACCACGGGAAAAUUAUCGAGAUUGUCCAGCGGCUUCGCGCGAAGUGGGCUAAUCUUCUCGCUGAAACAAGCGUUAAGACUAAACUAUAUCUUGUUCAAGCACCUACAGUUGACAUCUUUAAAGCAGAAGUAGGCUUAAUGAAAUGUCGCCAGCCUGGUAGUCAGAACAUCCAGGCGACUCCUUUUCUUUAUGGAGCCAAAUGGGACGACGCUGAGCUUGAACAGUGCCAUCAGCUUCGUAAAAAGAACGAGCAACGUCUGCGUAAUGCGGUGGACCAGUCCCUUGACGGUUUGCGGUUUCUUGCGGGUCAUGUCCGGAUGCGUAUAAAUUUCGGGAAAUUUGUACUCGAGAAUUACAGAGUUCCCCCGAAUUCGAAAGAGCUGUAUUCUUUUGAGGAAUUUCGAAGUAUGCUUUUUUAUGCUGGAACAAAAGGUCGCCUAAUUCCUGGGCUCGGUUUCAAAAGCGCUGACGGUGACCUAAUGACUCGAUGCUCACAAGCUUCAGACCUUCUUGCGCCGUUCGACCCACAGAUAGAGUCUCUAGAAAACAAUAAACCGCACUAUGCGGUAAAUAUUGAAUUUGAAGGCGCUAAUAAUGCACUGCUUCGUUUGGAGGUUGAAUUCGAAUCAUCUCGUUAUCGACCAAACCUUUUUGAGAUAUCGCAUCGACGUUGGCUAAAGCCUCAAAGUGAUGAUGGGCUUGGAGAAAAGCGACCGCCGCUUCAGAUUGGGGUUAUCGACUUUGAAAGGUCCGACUGGCAGCUGGAAAUCAAAGCUUUGGAUUUCCAGGAACAAUCUAACAUUGAGCAGUCUCUAAAAAGCUUUGAUCACUCUAUCCAAUUCAAGAGAGGUCCCACCGAUGGACUUCGUGGUACCGCAGUGCAGCGUGUGACGUUCUCCAACAUUGCGACUGUUUCCAAAAUCACGGAAAAGUCAGCACUUAGAUAUCGUCUCAAGGGUACUAAAUACAUCUUCGAGCUUGCACGGUACGAUACAUAUCAUCGUGCCAUCCGCCCAGGUCCGCCGUCCAUCGGUGAUGGCAACAAAAUGAACCAAACAGCCGAAACAACAUGGGGUGCCUCCAUUUUCCGCCAAGAAUGGGAUAACAUGUUGGGACAGAAUGGGAGUUUCCGAGUUGGGCAAACCGCCGACUGGAGUGCAAGUCUCAAUACUUUUUUCCCUUGUCUGUCUGACGAGGAUUCAACGGAUGUCAACACUGGAUUUCAUCAGUUUAUCGACUUGGUGAACAAGGUUGCGAAGCUUUUGACCCCUGAGAGAAAGAGCGAAGUUGUUGAGCGGGCUGAAACCACUCCUUGCGGAAACAUCAAACCAGUUAUCAUGUAGAAUGCGCCGAAGAAGUUCUAGGCCCAAGUUGCUAGUUCGUGAAGCAAUUUGAUUGCCCGUCACUGACCUAAUGAAAUGGAUGAAGGAGCGCAAUCCACAGGUUGUUGAUGGUAAUAGUUGCUUCUAAUAAACAUCAAAACAGAUAUUUUUACUUUGGUGGAUGAUACUUGGUUCCUCCUUCACAGGUUUUACUUUCUUUUCCCCCCUUCCCCUUACGAAUUCAUAAAUUGUUGCCUAGUAGAAUCAAACCGGGUUUUUGGCUUCACCAUGUCUGCAUUAAUGAGUAUGGAGAUAGGGUCUGGAGUGCGUUUUAGUUAUCAAGAUUGUUUUUACUUUUCAUGAGUGGGUUUUAUUCAUUUAUGAGAAUAGAACACCCGGUUAAGUUAACAAAUGGUAUGAUCGUCCUGCCUUCAUCGUAGCGUGUCUUGCCAAAACUUUAGUUCCCACUUGGAAAAGAAAUUUCCCUCCCAGCUGCUUCUCAUCCUAUCCUAUCGUAGGUGAGGAAAACGACACGACCUAGCUUUGACACUCUUGCCAAGGGCAAAGUGGAAAUUGAAACCACAGUGAUGUAAGAAUUCUAUUUGCCAAAUAUACUCA
Molecule: messenger RNA, 3118 nt
Organism: Blastomyces gilchristii SLH14081
Lineage: Eukaryota; Fungi; Ascomycota; Eurotiomycetes; Onygenales; Ajellomycetaceae
Exons: 8
Coding region: 500-2521 (673 amino acids)
Source: RefSeq, a predicted model, not a curated record